Messenger RNA from Aspergillus steynii IBT 23096, 1385 nucleotides. Its product is annotated as CUE domain-containing protein. The record is from RefSeq and is a predicted model, not a curated record. The transcript has 2 exons. Gene Ontology annotation, molecular function: ubiquitin binding. Lineage: Eukaryota; Fungi; Ascomycota; Eurotiomycetes; Eurotiales; Aspergillaceae. The coding region runs from base 384 to 944 and encodes 186 amino acids.
CCACACUCUUCCUCUCUUCAUCCCCCACAUUACCUGUCGCCACCAGAUAUCUGCCCCGGAAGUAUCGUUGUUCAUUCAGUGCCCUGGUGACGUAUACCCCCGCCGGUUAGUGCGAGACACUGGCGGCGUUCCGGAAUUCACCGCCACAUUGCCAUUCGCCGCGGCAUCUCUCCUGUGCCGAUCCACCCAGCGUCUGGACGUCUUUUUCGACGGAGCGCCGGAAAAUAUUCUCUAGAACGAAGGAGUGUGGUAUUACGGAGUACGACCCUUUAACCCUCCCUAUUGAUCUUUCCGACUCCUCCGCUUGAGUGAUUCCGACCGAUCGUCCACCACCCCCGUGUCCCCUUACCCCGUACCUCUCUCUCCACUCCACUCCCGACACAAUGGAUGAGGAACCGUCCCUGAACAUCCCCUCACUCCUCACCCUCGCGGUUGUCUCUUACUUCGUCAUCCGCUGGUUUCUCAACCGAGAUGGGUCCCCCGGUGCAGGUGGCGGCCGCAGUCGUGCCCGUGGCGCUGUUGAUCCAGCCCAAGUCGAACAAAUAUCCCAGAUGUUUCCGCAGUUGAGCACGCGCGAUAUCAUGUGGGAUUUGCAACGCAACGGAGGCAACGUUGCGGCGACGACGGAGAGAAUCUUGACUGGACGGGGGUUGGAAACGCCACCACCCUCAUUCCAGCCCCAAAUCGCCAUCCCAAGACCGACUGCGCAAACGACCGCGACUUCGACGGCGACGGCGACCGCAAAGGCAGAAGGCCAGGAUUUGAUCUCGCGAUACAACCUCCAGGGCAAAGCCGAUGGCGAGGAUACCGCGACCGCGCAAACGGCACCUAGCGGAUGGUCGCAAAAUAAGGACGAGCGACAGCGCCUAUUGCAGAAACGGAGGGAUGAUAUGAUUCUGGCCGCGCGGAAGAAAAUGAUGCAGAAGCAGCAGGGCACGGCCUAGUGAGAUUGUGAACUUCUUCCAAACAUGAUUCUUUGGAGAUGGAAAUUGUGCUUUCGCUUUUGACCUGGACAGAUUGAACGCAACCACCUCUCCCUCUUGUUUUUCUUUUCCUCUUCUUUCAACCAUUCAGAACACAUUACUUGUUAUUUCUUACGCAGGAUGGUGCCCUGCCAGUUGGGCCGGGGCUGUAAGAUUAAAUGCAGGCAUUCUUGCUUUCUAGGAAAGUUCGUUACUUUGUGACUCUCAAGUUGGUUCGCAGUUUCUUCUUCGUUCCCCCGCCCCCGGUCCAGUCUAUCCUCUAUCAUCUCUUCUCAUUUCUCAUUUGACAUUUACUGGAGUCUUGGUUGCCAAAGCGUCGCAUGUUUAUGGUGUUGUAGGGUUGAAAUCAGAAUACCUGCGAUUAUAGGGAAUGAAGGGUAUAUAUACAUAUAAAACAAAUCC